CACAUGCGGCCACCAUGAAGAUCACAGAGCUGGUCAUAGAUGGCUACAAGUCGUAUGCUGUCCGAACAGUCAUCUCCGGCUGGGACGACAGCUUCAAUUCCAUCACCGGUCUAAACGGAUCUGGAAAGUCCAACAUUCUCGACGCAAUAUGUUUCGUCCUCGGUAUCACAAACUUGGGCGUCGUACGAGCGCAGAACUUGCAGGACCUUAUCUACAAGCGCGGUCAAGCAGGCGUCACGAAAGCCAGCGUAACUAUCACAUUCGACAAUCGCGACAAGAAGAACAGCCCCGUGGGUUUCGAAGACUUUGCCUCGAUCGCCGUAACGAGAACGAUUGUGCUCGGUGGAGCCAGCAAGUACCUUAUCAACGGUAACCGCGCGCAACAAAACACCGUUCAGAAUCUGUUCCAGUCCGUGCAGCUGAACAUCAACAACCCGAACUUCCUCAUUAUGCAGGGACGAGUCACGAAGGUGCUGAAUAUGAAGCCGGUCGAGAUCCUGGCAAUGCUGGAGGAGGCAGCAGGAACACGCAUGUUCGAGGACAGGCGAGACAAGGCAUACAAGACCAUGGCGAAGAAGGAGGGCAAGGUCCAAGAGAUCGCAGAACUGUUGCGCGACGAGAUCGAUCCUAAGCUCGAAAAGCUGCGACAGGAAAAGCGCGCAUUUCUCGACUUUCAGCAGACUCAGAGCGAACUCGAAAAGCUCACCAAACUCGUUAUCGCAUACGACUACACGUGGCUACAAGAGAGGCUGCAACAGUCCGGCGAUGAUCUGGAGGCGAAGAAGCAGCGGACAAAGGACCUCGAAGAGUCGGCCGUGCGCAUGAAGAAGGAGAUCGAAUUCCUUCAGGAAGACAUCAGGAAGGUCAAGGCUACAAGAGAGAAGGAGCUGCGCAAGGGCGGCAAGUUCCAGGCGCUGGAAGAGGAGGUCAAAGCGAACUCACACGAGGUCGUGCGAUUAGACACGUCCCUCGAUCUGAAGAGGACAAGCAUGGCCGAGGAGAUUGACCGGAAGAAGAGCAUCGAGAGGAGCGUCAAAGAUCUGGAAAAGCAACUACAGGAGAAGAAGAAAGUGCACGAGAAGCUCCAGGAGAAGUACCAGACUGCGCGUGACGAGCUGGUAAAGCAGACCGAAGAGGUGGAGAACAAGGAAGAGCUGCUGCAAACGCUACAGACGGGUGUUGCUUCGAAAGAGGGCCAGGAGAGCGGCUACCAAGGACAACUGCAAGAAGCCAGGAAUCGUGCCAGCGCCGCAGCGACAGAGCAGGAGCAGGCCAAGCUCAAGAUCUCCCACCUUGAGAAGCAAAUCAAGGAAGACGAGCCGAAAGCAAAGAAGGCUAAGCAGCAGAACUCUGGACUCCUCAAUGACCUUGAGGCGCUGAAGUCGCAGGCUCAAAGGCUUGAGGCUGACCUCACGAAGAUGGGUUUUGACGAGGGCAAAGAGUCAGACAUGUAUCAACAAGAGUCGCAUCUGCAAGCCCGCAUUCGUGAGCUCAAGCAACAGGCGGAUGAGUUGAGGCGCAGAGUCUCGAAUAUCGACUUCAGUUACAGUGACCCGUCUCUCAACUUCGACCGAUCCAAAGUCAAGGGUCUGGUAGCUCAGCUCUUUACGUUGAAGAAAGAGCACACCGAGGCCGGGACUGCUCUGGAGGUCGCCGCUGGAGGUCGCUUGUACAACGUUGUCGUUGAUUCGGCCGCCACUGGCAAACAAUUGCUGGAGAACGGCAGGCUGAAGAAGCGAGUCACCAUCAUCCCCCUUAACAAAAUCGCAGCUUUCCGGGCAUCUGCACAGAAGAUUGGUGCAGCACAAAAGAUUGCACCUGGGAAAGUGGACCUUGCAUUGUCGCUCGUAGGGUACGAUGAUGAGGUCAACGCUGCCAUGGAGUACGUGUUCGGUUCGACACUUGUCUGUGAGGACGCAGAAACCGCUAAGCGUGUCACCUUCGAUCCGGCAGUACACAUGCGAAGCGUCACCUUCCAGGGCGAUACCUACGAUCCUGCGGGUACCCUGUCUGGUGGUAGCGCACCGCAGUCGAGCGGUGUUCUGGUCACCAUGCAGAAGCUCAACGAGAUCACAACCAAACUUCGAUCGCAGGAGCAGCAGCUUCGUCAACUCCAGGAUACCAUGGUCCGGGAGAAGAAGAGGCUAGAUGCCGCGCGCAAGACCAAGCAGGAACUGGAUCUCAAGAAGCACGAAAUCAAGCUUACAGAGGAGCAAAUCAGCGGCAACUCUUCGUCGUCUAUCAUUCAAGCUAUUGAGGAGAUGAAGCAGAGUGUCGCCCAGCUGAAAGAAGAUGUCAAGGCUGCCAAAGCACGACAAGAUGAUGCGAAGGCGGACAUCAAGCGCAUCGAGCGAGAUAUGAGCGAAUUCAACAACAACAAGGGCAGCAAGCUGGCGGAACUGCAGUCGUCGCUCGAGAAGCUGAAGAAGGCGUUGAGUAAGACUAACGCCGCUAUCAAGCCUUUGCAAUCGGAGGUGCGAGCAGCUAUGGUGGAGUCCGAGCAGUGCGGCAGCGAUCUUGCUGCAGCGCAGGAGCAGCUCGAAGAUGUCCAGACAACGCUCAAGACGCAACAAGAGGAGAUCGAUGAGCUUCUUGCGGAACAGAAGCAGGCGCAGGAUGCACACGAUAUCGCACAGGCCCAACUAGCAGAUGAGCAGGCGAAGCUGACUGGGUUUGACGAGGAGCUCAGAUCACUCGAAGACACAAUCCGCGCAAAGAACUCAUCGAUCACAGAAGGUGGUCUAGAGCAGCAAAAACUCGCACACGAGAUUGAGAAGUUCCAUAAAGAGUCUGAAGGCGCAGCAGGCCACAUCGCAGCGCUAGAAAAGGAGCACGACUUCAUCGCCAGCGACGCGGAACUGUUUGGCCGUGCCGGGACCGUCUACGACUUCCACGGCAUCAACAUGGCCGACUGCAAGCCCAAGCGCAAAGCCCUUGAAGAGCGCUUUCAGCAGCGCAAGAAUAAGAUCAACCCCAAAGUUAUGGCUAUGAUUGACAACGUCGAGAAGAAGGAAGCAAGUCUCAAGAACAAUAUGGCGACUGUCAUCAAGGACAAGAAGAAGAUUGAGGAUACGAUCCUUAAGCUUGAUGAGUACAAGAAGGAGGCCCUGCACAAGACUUGGACCAAGGUCAACGGCGACUUUGGUUCGAUCUUCAACGAGAUCCUGCCAGGCAGCUUUGCGAAAUUGGUUCCACCCGAGGGUAAGACGAUCGCCGAUGGUCUGGAGGUCAAGGUCAUGCUGGGUAAGGUCUGGAAGCAGUCUCUGACCGAGCUGUCCGGUGGUCAACGAUCUCUGAUCGCCCUCUCGCUUAUCAUGGCGUUGCUGCAGUUCAAGCCGGCGCCCAUGUACAUCCUGGACGAGGUCGACGCCGCGCUCGACAUAUCGCAUACACAGAACAUUGGUCAUUUGAUCAAGACAAGAUUCAAAGGCUCACAAUUUAUUGUUGUCAGUCUAAAGGACGGCAUGUUCCAGAACGCAAACCGUCUCUUCAGAACACGGUUUGUGGACGGAACAAGUACUGUACAGGCGACGAGUGCUGCGGAUGUGAGGUAGCCUGCAGACUGUUUUGACGAUGUAUGAUGUGUCACGAAGCGUGGGUUCGGGAUACCCGGUGCAUAUAGGCUGGUUUGGACGGUUUCACUUUGCAUAGCUUGGCGUUCGCGGCUUGUAUUCGG
This is a messenger RNA of Macroventuria anomochaeta, 3676 nucleotides long. RefSeq names its product RecF/RecN/SMC protein. Bases 15 to 3554 code for a protein of 1179 amino acids. Gene Ontology annotation, cellular component: chromosome. The transcript is spliced from 6 exons. Gene Ontology annotation, biological process: chromosome organization. The record is from RefSeq and is a predicted model, not a curated record. Gene Ontology annotation, molecular function: protein binding; ATP binding; ATP hydrolysis activity. Lineage: Eukaryota; Fungi; Ascomycota; Dothideomycetes; Pleosporales; Didymellaceae.